This is a messenger RNA of Chenopodium quinoa (quinoa), 552 nucleotides long. RefSeq lists its product as uncharacterized. Bases 1 to 552 code for a protein of 183 amino acids. The record is from RefSeq and is a predicted model, not a curated record. Lineage: Eukaryota; Viridiplantae; Streptophyta; Magnoliopsida; Caryophyllales; Amaranthaceae. The transcript has a single exon.
AUGGACUUGAUGAAUACGGUGUUUCAUCCAUUUAUGGACAAGUUUGUGGUACUGUUCAUAGAUGAUAUACUAGUGUAUUCGAAGAUUAAAGAAGAACAUGUAGAACACCUGAGGGCAAUUUUGCAAACACUAAGGGAAAACAAGCUUUAUGCAAAGUUCUCCAAAUGUGAGUUUUGGUUGGAGAAAGUAACAUUUCUGGGUCAUUUUGUGUCCAAAGAUGGGGUAGAAGUAGAUCCAGCAAAGAUCAAGGUAGUGAAAGGUUGGCCUAUGCGAAGAAUGGUGUCUAACGUUAGGAGUUUCUUAGGUUUAGCAUGGUAUAAUAAGCGUUUUGUGAAAGAUUUCUCGAAGAUUGCUAAACCUAUGACCUCUCUAAUGAAGAAGGAUGAGAAGUUCGAGUGGGAUGACAAGUGUGAGGAAGCAUUCCAACUCUUGAAACAAAAGUUGAUCACAGCGCCAGUGCUUACACUGCUAGACAAUAAUGGUAUUUAUGAUGUAUACAGUGACGCAUCCAAGAAUGAUCUAGGGUGUGUACUUAUGCAAAUGGGAAGGUAA